Glycine soja is the source of this 1781-nucleotide messenger RNA. RefSeq lists its product as uncharacterized. Lineage: Eukaryota; Viridiplantae; Streptophyta; Magnoliopsida; Fabales; Fabaceae. The transcript has 2 exons. The coding region runs from base 440 to 1558 and encodes 372 amino acids. The record is from RefSeq and is a predicted model, not a curated record.
UUUUUUGUUGCCACCGCUGCUCCUUUCGUCCCCACUUAAGUUUUUUCACCAAAAGGAAUAUAUUAAGGUGAAAAAAGAGUAGGAGAUGGUGUUAAUUCUAAUACAAUGCAUUUUUUUAAGGAUGGACCAAUUAGAAUGGGGUUGACCAAAAAGUCAACAAUAGAAAAAUCAGAGAUUACUUGACGGGCAAGGAGGAUAAAAGUUCAAACAGUGAUCAGCUUCUGUUCAUAGAUUCUCUAAUCUUUUUUCUUUUUUGCUUUUGUUUUGAUUGAUUCAAGCCUUUAUCCGUGUUUUUGUUAUCUCUGCUUAGUGAAAUACAAGAAGUGAUCUUCAGUCAUAUAUUUCAGUAAUUCUUGUGAAAUUAAGUUCACCGGUCUUCGCAUUCUAGGCAUCAAGUCAAGGUUCUUGAGAAGAAAAGAAGUGGAACUGAAAACUGAGUAUGGAAACUGAAAAUUGCGAAACUUUUGGCACAACCUCACUAGAUACUACUAGUGUUGGUAUUGUUGGCCACUAUAAGUUCGAAAAUGGGUCAUCUCAGUUUGCUUUCAUGAAAGUUGAGAAUGAAAGAGGAGUUUCCCUUGACCAUUCCCUCAGCUUCUCUACUGAAAAUUUUGUGCAGACCCUUGCAUUUUGCAACAGCUUGAUUCUCAUGUCUGGUUUUAGUGGUGACAAAUCCUGUUACCAUGUGUUGAAUCCCUUCACCAAGCACAAUGUCAUGAUCCCUCAAACUAGUAUCCAAGGGGGUGUUGUUAGAGUUGGAUUGGCCUAUGAUGGAGACCAAUUUUUUGAUGUUGUUCUUGUUGAAGCAGGGUCCUCAAAUUCCAAUGGACUAAAACUGCAUGUUUUCUCUUCUGAAACUGGCCAAUGGAGGUGCCACUACCCCAUCAAUUUAGCUGCUGCCCCUUCUUUGCCAGAACAUGAGUUCCAAGAACUUGGAACACCUCCUCUUUACGCGAACGGCGCGAUUCAUUGGGAAAUAGAUGGAUAUUUGUUGGUGUAUCAAGUCCAAGGCAGCCAAUGUGCACUAUAUGAACUACCAAACUACUUUGAGGGUUGGUCUUGGCAAUCAACACUGCCUUACCGCCGUUGCUUGUGCGAAUCAGGAGGCAAGGUGUACUAUUGCUACUCCGAUUUCGAUGGCUUUCACAUUUGGAAUCUCCUCAAUGAGCAAGACCAUCUUGAAUUCUUCAAUUAUUAUGAUUACAAAAGGUUUCCAUGGAAACUAGUUCAUAGUGUCAUGCAUGAAGUGCUUAUGCCUAAGAACCAAAACUUUUUUGGCAGCUUCUUUGAUUGGGAGCCUUACAAGGUUGCACCUAUUGCCUACAUCGAAGAAGCACAGAUCAUAUAUUUGCAGCUUCCAGGAACUGUUGUUGCUUACAACUUUGACACAGGAACUAUGGAAUCAAUCUGCAACUACUCUUAUCCAGGCUUAAACUUCAGUUGCUGCUCAUUCUUUUCUUCAACUACUACUCUGCCUCACAAUGCACAGAGAGACAACACUGAUGGAGAAUUGGAGCUGAAUCUACCCAUAGCAGAGAUGGAAAAGUUAACCCUCUAAAUCAAGUUUUAAUUUUCACAUUUUGCUUGGUAAACAAUUAUAUGUGGAAGUAGUAUCCAUAUGUUGUGUAGAACAACUUUUUGAAUCCCUUAUUCGCUGAGACAUUGUUAUAUUUUAUCAUUUGUAUUUAGACCUAUGUGGCCAUCAAGCACUUUUUUAGACUGUGGGAUCAAUCCUUUUUCCUGUUCUGUAAUUUCACUGGUUUAUGUUUGUGUUGCUCUCA